Oryza brachyantha (malo sina) is the source of this 1502-nucleotide messenger RNA. RefSeq names its product 3-ketoacyl-CoA synthase 12-like. Gene Ontology annotation, biological process: fatty acid biosynthetic process. Gene Ontology annotation, cellular component: membrane. The transcript has a single exon. Gene Ontology annotation, molecular function: acyltransferase activity, transferring groups other than amino-acyl groups. The record is from RefSeq and is a predicted model, not a curated record. NCBI's taxonomy places the organism in Eukaryota, Viridiplantae, Streptophyta, Magnoliopsida, Poales, Poaceae. The coding region runs from base 71 to 1468 and encodes 465 amino acids.
CAUUGCAUUGCAUGCUCGUGGCCAGCCAUUGCUACGUCGGAUCGACCAGUAGCUUCGCUUGAGCUUGGCUAUGGAGUUGCUGCCGACGUUGAUGGCGCUGCUGCUGGCGCACGCGGCGGCGUGGCUGGCGUGGCAGGCGGCGGCGCGCCGGCAGCGGGGGAGGUGCUACCUGCUCGACUACGCCUGCCACAAGCCCUCCGACGACCGCAAGGUGACGAUGGAGCAGUCCGGCGCCAUCAUCGAGCGCAACAAGCGCCUCGGCCUGCCGGAGUACAGGUUUCUCCUCAAGGUCAUCGUCAACUCCGGCUUCGGCGAGCACACCUACGCGCCGCGCAACGUGCUCGACGGCCGCGAGGAGUGCCCCACCCUGCGGGACGCGCUCGAGGAGAUGGACGACUUCUUCGACGACGCCGUCGCCGCGGUGUUCGCCAAGACCGGCGUCUCCCCGCGCGACGUUGAUCUGCUCGUCAUCAACGUCGGCUCGUUCGCGCCGGCGCCGUCGCUCGCCGACAGGGUGGUGCGCCGCUUCGGGAUGCGCGGUGAUGUCAUGGCGUACAACCUCUCCGGCAUGGGCUGCAGCGCGGGGCUCGUCUCCGUCGACCUCGCCCGCAACGUCAUGCUCACGCGGCCGCGCACCAUGGCGCUCGUCCUCACCUCCGAGUCCUGCGCGCCCAACUGGUACACCGGCACCGACAAGUCCAUGAUGCUCGGCAAUUGCCUCUUCCGCUGCGGCGGCGCCGCCGCGCUGCUCACCAACGACCCGGCGCUCCGGUCCCGCGCCAAGAUGGAGCUCCGCUGCCUCGUGCGCGCCCACAUCGGCGCCCAAGACGACGCCCACGCCGCCGCCGUGCACCGCGAGGACGCCGACGGCCGCCUUGGCGUCAGCCUCAGCAAGGCGCUCCCCAAGGCCGCCGUGCGCGCCUUCACCGAGAACCUCCAGCGCCUGGCCCCACGCAUCCUCCCCGCCGGCGAGCUCGCCCGCUUCGCCGCCCGACUCCUCCUCCGCAAGCUCCUCCGCCGCAAGUCCGCCGGUGCCAAGGGCGAGGGCCCCAAGAUCAACUUCAAGACCGGAGUCGACCACUUCUGCCUGCACCCCGGCGGGAAGGCGGUGAUCGAGGCCGUGAGUAAGAGCCUGGGUCUGAACAGCUACGACGUGGAGCCGGCGAGGAUGACGCUGCACCGGUGGGGGAACACGUCGGCGAGCAGCCUCUGGUACGUGCUGUCCUACAUGGAGGCGAAGCGGCGGCUCAAGGCCGGGGACAGGCUGCUCAUGGUGACCUUCGGGUCGGGGUUCAAGUGCAAUAGCUGCUACUGGGAGGUGACCAAGGACCUCGCCGACGCCGGAGCCUGGGAAGACUGCAUCGCCGACUACCCGCCGGAGAAGAUGGUCAACCCCUACAUGGAAAAGUUCGGGUGGGUCAACGACCUUCCCAGCCAGGGUCAGGGUGGCGCAUUCCCUUUCUUCUAAUUAAUUAAUUAAUUACUGCACUUAUUAAUUUUUA